UCUCAGUAUACAGUCUGAAACUCCACUUUUUUUGUUGCUUAGUUUUAGCACAUUUUCUGCUUCCGUCUCAACAAGAGUCUGUCCAGUAUGAACCUUCAUACCUAGCUGACAGGUUGUGGCUGUGUUGUUGUUGUUGUGUCUCUUACACCGUUAGGGACACAAACCAACUGACGACCAGGACUCGAGGGUUGGUCGAGUCCAUCAUCUCCCCUCCCAGUCUUCUCCUUCCCCUCCUCGAGCAGUUCACUCUUCCCGCCUCCGCGCCACAGACGUAUUUUUUUUUUUUGUGCGCUGGAAAAGAGGAGGAGCGACUGCUAGCGACCUGACGACUCGUCAGACGGGACUGGAGUCGGUUCGCGAGCGCUAAACCGAGCCAAGCACCACACCGCCGCCGCCGCUGUUGGUCGCCGUUGUGGCACGGUUAAGCCGGUUACUCCCCCGUCUCCCCGGGCCAGUGGACUUGUAACAAAGUAGCGUUGCCACAACAUCCCGAAGCGUGGAAAAAGAAGCAGACGGACUUCUUGGACCGCUUUCGACACGGAAAAAAUCGCGGGAACAUCGCUCGACGACGCGACUGUCGGCAGCAAUGGAAGUUGUUGUGACGGAGGAGAAGAAGAAGAUAUUCCGUGCUCGGAAAACCAUGAAGAUCAGUGAUCGGCAGCAACUGGAAGCCCUUCACAGCACUCUGUUGACAGCAGCAUCCGAACCGUCUCCGCCACCGCCUCUAAUGAACGGUUCACACAGAGAGGAUGGACAAAAGGACGCGGAGCAAAACAGCCACCAGGACUCAAACUCCCCCAUCGCUACAUCCCCUGCCUCUAUGACCUCCCUGAGCUCUCCUGCACCAUUCCUCUCACUCAAUCUGUCCCCCUCGCCCGUACCCUCGCAAAGUCCAAAAGACAAGGACGAAUCUCUUUCAGGACCUUCGUCACCAUUCCAUGCUAUAAACUUUGAACAGAAAAAGGAGGAGGAGGAGGAAAAGACUAGCUUGCCGUCACCCUCAUUGAAGGAGACCUCCGAACCAGCAGCACAGGAAUCCAAAGAGCCUCAGGAGGGCGCUCAGGUGUUGGAAAAGCCCGAGGAGGACCAAACUAUAGUCGAAGACAAUGCUAAUGAUGAUAAGGACACCGCUAAGGAAUCAGUUUCUUUGCCUCCAGAAUCUGAUGGCACAGUCCCAAUGGAAACGGACGCCACCAAGGCCCAGGACACAGCCCAAAUAAAGUCUCCUAGUUCCGAUUCCUCCAUUCCUUCACCCUCUUCCUCCGCGGAUGUUAAACGGGAAAAGGAUGUAGAGGAAGGGACGAGCAAAAAUCAGUCGAAGAAAGGCUUGCUAAAACAAGACAAGAUGGAGGUUACCAUCGUUAAAGUGGAGGCCAAAAAAGAAAAAAUGGACAGUGGGUCGACUUCGAAGCCAUCUCGCCCAUCUUCCACUCCACCGUGUAAUGAAGUGUCCGAGGAGAAGAAUUGUACUUCUGGAAUCAAGCGCACUUUAUCAGAGGGCUGUGACAAUGGCGAGCAGACUAUAAAACGGGAUGGGAAGAGACCGAAGAUGGAUCAAGGAGAAUUGGAGGCGCAGCUGGAACUCAAAAUCACUGCAAAGGCUGGCAGUCAUCACAAGCUUGAGAAGAUUGUGCAGAAGUUAGUGUGUGAACGGUUGCGGGACCUUGAGAUGACUAUUCUUGAGAAAGGUUUCCAGGAGUUGAAGGGCAGAGUUGACAAGAUCGACUGUACCACAAAGCACCAAGUGGUCAUUAACACUCUCCAAGCCAAGAUAGCCCGACUGUCAAAGAAGUUUGGAGAAGCCAAUCAGGCAUCAGAGAACAAAAGGAAACAGGAGUCACUUGCUGCUUCUACUGCUAUUGCUGCUGCUGCCGCUGCUGUUACUACUGCCGCCAAGACAGCAUCUGUUGCUAACACACCUCAAGUUCAACGGCCAGUCCGGGCACCCAUCGAGGUGAAGCAGAUCCCAACUGCAGCUGUUACUUUACCUCACACUGCUGCAAAAUCCGGCCCACUCGUUCCAACCCCUGUCUCCACUACUGCAGCCAUGGUUUCACAGGCCCCCAUCAUAAAACUGAUCACCUCUUCCUCCAAUGCCGUCUCCACCUUGGCUACUGGCAUCACCACUCAGAGUCCGACAGGCACCUUGUUACUGAAGACGGCGCCUGCGGGUGGCGUGAUGACUGGACAGCCACUCAUCAUACAGCUGCCUGUAUCAAUGACUAAUGGCCAGGGGGGAACACUGGUCAACUUCCCCGUGUCCUCUCUGCCUACGGCGGGCGCGCUCACUAAGCCCAAAACCACUGCUUCCACUACUACUUUCAUCAUCAAGCCCGCUCCUGUCACUACCACAGCUGCAGGUUCUAUUCCAACCCCUAUCACUGUGCCAGCACUCCAGGCUCCCCCGAGCCAGAUGUCUUCGGGCCAGCUCGCACUGAGCCGAGCCGUAUACCAAGGCGGCGCCGGGGGGAUAACUACACCCAAUGCAGGAGUCUCUGUGACCCCAGCCAGGGCUCUACUUUCUCCUGUGUCUGUCGCCGGAGCCAUGUCGACUGCCUCCACAUCUACAACAUCUGGUCCAGCAGCAACAGGUUCAGCAGCUCCAGGACCUCCACAAGGGACAUCUUUGACAUCUAAAACAGACAACCAAGCCACGGGAACAACUCCAUCCAAAGCAGCUACUCCUGUAACGCGUCCAAAAGGUGCUGUCAUUGAUCUUACUGAGGAUGAUGAUGAUGUGCAGGUGACAGGAGUGAAAGCAGCUACUGUUCCAAGUCCCUCGCUGACCCAGCGUCCACAUCCAGUCAACGUUCUAAGCAGCCCAGGGGCUAGGUCUUCCCCACAAAGCAGCCAGAAUACAUCCAGCAGUAAUACGCCAGUGCAAAACCGCCCCCCACUGAAUUCUUCAGUGAUAUCCCGUACUCCUUCAACGACUACGCCAGCCCGGACCUCCAGCAUAACACUGCCCGCGCUCCCCAUUGCAUCCACGCCCACAAACCUACCACCAGAGGCUCAGCGGACCUCGCCUCCUCAGCAACCUCAGCUCAAACUGGUGCCAAGUCAAAGCGGCAUAGUGCUGUCCUGGUGCGUGUCCGAAACGGAUCAUUCUUGCGCGGCUGUCGAAAGCUAUCACCUGUAUGCCUACCACCAAGACAACUCAAACAGCAAUUCAAGUCAGCAGCACUGGAAGAAGAUCGGGGAGGUAAAAGCCCUUCCUCUGCCUAUGGCCUGCACCCUGACCCAGUUCCAGUCUGGGUCCACAUAUCAUUUUGCAGUUCGAGCCAAAGACAUCUAUGGGCGCUUUGGCUCCUUCUGCGAACCCCAGUGCACAAAUGUGAUCAAUCCCAGCUCAAAUUGAACACCUACAAAAAUAAUUUGCAUUUUGACUGUUCGUUACUUCUUUUAGGAAAUGUAUGUCAUAGGAGCUCCAAUAUUGUGCAUUGUUGACAUAGAGUAUCUGUAAAUAAUUCUCAGCCGACUUCUGACUGUCUUGGAAAGUUGAAGCAGCAGAUGGUGUCGUUCAGUGGUUGACGUAUUUGAUGUACUUUUCAUUAUUGAUACUGUUGUAUAUAAGUGAACUACUUCUCCACCUUCUCACGGUCCAUGUCAGGUAAUUUAUGUUAUUGGCUCAUGUACGUCGCCCAGGUGUUGUUUGCUUUACUGGAGACAUGAUGCCAAGCCUGUCCUGUCAACAGAAUUGCACAAAAAUGUAUACGUGGUAGGAAUUGAAUGAUAACUUUUGUAAGUUUUGUCUGGUAACCAGACUUGUGACAAACAAAAUAAAAGGUUUUAUUAAAGCUG
Messenger RNA from Hippocampus comes (tiger tail seahorse), 3801 nucleotides. It is a transcript of the gene atf7ip, whose product is annotated as activating transcription factor 7 interacting protein. Gene Ontology annotation, biological process: regulation of DNA-templated transcription. The coding region runs from base 587 to 3358 and encodes 923 amino acids. Gene Ontology annotation, cellular component: nucleus; transcription regulator complex. The record is from RefSeq and is a predicted model, not a curated record. Gene Ontology annotation, molecular function: protein binding; transcription coregulator activity. The transcript is spliced from 13 exons. Lineage: Eukaryota; Metazoa; Chordata; Actinopteri; Syngnathiformes; Syngnathidae.